GUCUCCUAGCAACGGCGAUGUCUCCAUGGUAACUCCAGAUCCGUCUGUCGGAAAGAUUUGAUGGGAUAAUUCAGGCAACAAAAUCCGAAAAAAUGCCGUAAAAUAAAGAUGUUUACAGUAAUAAAAAAUAAGCACGCGAAAUGAAUUCGAUAGUGAAACUUAAUUUAAAUGUCUGAAUGACUUUGGCAGAGCGAGACGAUGCAGCGACUCGGACACGAGCGCGUGAGAGUUCUGCAGUGAAGUGAUGCUCUACGACUGAAUUGUGCUUGUUUUUCCAAGCUGUCUCUAUUGUGUAAAGACCAGUGAAAUACCGAAUAUUGGGAUGGAGCCUGGUGUCCUCAUAUUUUUACUUUAUCUCAUGAUCGCUCACGAGCUGGUGUGUGGACUGAUGCAGUAUAGGAGACAAGCAGCCAAGCCACAUAAACGACUAAUGUGGCGCUCCAGGUAAGUGCUCGUGUCUGUCGUGGGACCUGGAGAGUCAGUAGCCAGCCGGUGCAUACCAGAAGACGAGUGAAAUAUGGACGUAUUGUGAGGAAAGUGUGACAUGGGGACAUGUUGGUUGUGUUUGUCAAUGAUUCCAGCACUGUGACCACAGACUGAAGCUAUGCUGGGCCACUCACUGCCUUUUAACCAUUCAUGAUUGAAAAGUAUGAUGUUUACAUAUCGGCCACUUACUGUACUUUUGUGCACAUCUAUACUUAAAGGAAUAGUUCACCCAAAAUUGCAAUUCUGUCAUCAGAAUUCUGCCAUUCUGUUUUCUUGGUUUUCAUUUAGUUUAGUUUCGUUAAGUUACUCCCUUCUUUUUGUUUUGUUUUUUGAAGCAUUUCUAAGCUAUUUUUUUUACAUUUUCAGCCUCUUUAAUUCUAAAAAAAAUAAUAUGAUGACAGAAUUCUUUUUUUGGUAGACUAAUUCUUUAAGUACAGUAUAUGUGUUGAAACACAGAUUUUGGCUUCGUUUUUCUUUAAAUAACAUGGUCACUAGUUAUUAUAAGAUGUAGUAGCAACAUCCCCAGAACAGAUCUGAGAACUGUGAUCUUGCUCUGUUAGCACUUUGCAGAGAUUUUCAUCCCAAAUAGCUGUGAUGGGAUUAAACCAAUUCUGAUAAAAGAAAUCUGCUAAAUGAUGACUGAUUUAAUUUGUAAACUUGAUUUGUACGUGAUUUGAAUGUAAUGUUUUUUAUAAAUUUUUCUGCCACCAUCGGUGUUUUGUAAAAUAAUUGCAAUUACUAUAUGCUUUUGGUGUAACACAAGUAUAUGCAAGUUUCCAUGUUAUUGUCUUCUGCAUUUAGCAGACUAUGUAACCAAGUGUGUUAAAUUUUCAAUAAACAUGCAUUUCAGCAUCAGCAAGAGUGUUUGUAGUGAUAGAGAUGAGCUGUCAUAGAAACAGCCAGGAGAACCUGCCAAGCUCUGCAGUAUAAUCAUUUGGCUUGUUGAUUUUUUAGGUCAGAAAGGGUUGAAUUUCCUCUUCAAUACGUCAGACACAAGUCAUUGUAAUUCAUUUUGAGCUUUAACUAAGGCUGCGUUCACAUUUGUCAUUAACAUGCAAUCUCUGUGCUCCGAACAAACAGAUCAGAUCUUCAGACAAACAUGCACACAGCAGUUGACAGUGUUUAAUAAGUCGUGAACUUUAACGACUUGUAUGCCUAGUAAGAUGCAAACAAGACGUUAAAGUACAUGUUUGCUUCCAGAGCGUUUUAUUUUUUUGCAGACAACUGCGUGUCAUUUAUCAGCUCAAGUAAUGGGGUUAUUUAUAUGGAUGUUGUGAAGGCCAGCUCAGCAGGGACUCCCAGAGGAUAUCUGGCCUUGUAUGCUAUUUCAUUCGGAGGUGAAUUGGACUGUAUAAACUCUGCUCCUCUGGGAUGUAUUUUUGCUGAGGUCUCUUUGCAGUGGAAACUUGCUGUGUAAUUACAUGCGCAGAGUUACUGAGGUGAGAAAACUGUCUCAGCAAGCAGAUUCAUUUAAAAGUACCGGUCAUGUCCAACUCUCAUUAUUGUCUCGAGAGAAAUCACAGAGCAGCUUUUAUGAGUUUAAUUUAUAAGGGUAAAAUGAGUCGUCAGGGUCAGGUUUUAGGUCUCCAAUGAUUGCGUCACGUGUCACAUAAGCCUUAAACGUGGUUGUUUCAGCAAACAGGUUACAGUCUUAGGCCUAUGGACUGGAGCCAAGUACAAUAACUUCUCUGACUUCAGCGUUUGCUGUAAAUCUGGUCUAGCAUGUCUUCCGUACCUGACAACUCUUGUCUCCGAAAGGCCGUCCGCCAGCAUUAUCUCAGUCUGGCCCGGGGAGACCACUGUCAGCUCACUUAUGUCUGGAUCGAUGGCUCCGGGGAGGGUCUGCGUAGCAAGUCUCGAACCAUGGAUUCGGAACCAAACAGCAUAGUUGAUCUACCGGAGUGGGAGUUCGAUGGGUCCAGUACAGGACAGGCCGUAGGAUCUAACAGUGACAUGUUACUCAUUCCUGUUAGCAUGUUUAGGGACCCCUUCCUUUUGGAUCCUAACAAACUGGUCCUGUGUGAGGUGGUGAAGCACACCCGAGAGCCUGCAGAAUCAAACCAUCGUAAUAGCUGUAACAAGGUCCUGGAGAUGGUCAAAGAGGAGCUCCACCCCUGGUUUGGGAUGGAGCAGGAGUAUACACUUUUAGGAGUGGAUGGACACCCCUACAGCUGGCCCAGACUUGGCUUCCCGAAGCCACAAGGUCCAUAUUACUGCGGUGUUGGUGCUGACAGGGCCUUUGGCAGAGACAUUGUGGAGUGUCAUUUCAAAGCCUGUCUGUAUGCUGGCAUCAAAAUCAGUGGCACUAAUGCAGAGGUCAUGCCCUCUCAGUGGGAGUUCCAGGUGGGACCGUGUGAGGGAAUCGAGAUGGGGGAUCAACUGUGGAUGGCUCGAUUCUUGUUGCACAGAGUGUGUGAAGAUUUUGGUGUGGUGGCCACUUUUGAUCCAAAACCAAUGGAAGGAGACUGGAACGGAGCCGGUUGUCACACCAAUGUGAGCACUGUGCACACCAGAAAAGAAGGAGGAAUUGAGCACAUUGAGCAUGCCAUCGAGAAACUGAGAAAGCGUCAUGUCGAGCAUAUUCGAGUCUACGAUCCACACGGUGGUGAGGAUAACAAGCGACGCCUCACGGGUCUUCACGAGACCUCCAGCAUCCAUGAUUUCUCUGCAGGUGUUGCUGAUCGAGGUGCCAGCAUCCGCAUCCCCCGUCUGGUGGCGCAGGACAAAUGCGGUUACUUUGAGGACCGCCGUCCUGCUGCCAACUGUGACCCGUAUGUUGUGAUCUGUGCAAUCGCCCGCACGUGCAUGCUGGAGGAGGAAGAUGAUGUGCAUGAAUUGGAAUGAUACAAUCUACACAACCAAUAGCAGAUAUUGGAAUGUCGUGUAGGGCAUAUUUACUUAUUAUUAGAUUACCUCAUUUUGUUGGAUAAUAUACUGCAUUAUACUUUAUAUUACAUUUGCAUCUGAAAGUGUUAUGUAGAUCAACAGUAAACUUUAAUUAGAAUUUUGAUGUGCUAUGGAAAAAAGCAAUAAACUUUACUUAAACAACUACCCAAUGUACACUAUUAAAUGUAGUUUUCAAAAUCUUAUGAUAGUCCUUAAUGGAUCAUUAAAUUUAAUCACCAUGUUUUAUCCUAUUUUCCCUGUUUUAUUCUUUUGUUUGUGUUGAUGUCACAAUGUAGUAAGCUUAAAAAUGUCAUUAACAGAACCGAUUUUUCUUAUUUUUAAUUAGAUUUAAGAAAUGGAAACUCAACCACACCAAUCAAAAGUACAUAUGGCGCAUACAUUUUGUGUAAGCUACAACCUGAAGCAGUUUCUGACGUCACAACUAUAAAUGAUUAAGAUGAUCUCUGUUGUGUGCAAGUGUAUUUAUUGUCAGAAGAGGAAUUACAUUUCAUUCAAAAUAAAGGAUUUAUCACUCACAUACUGUAUAGAAAGGAAUGU
Molecule: messenger RNA, 3930 nt
Organism: Triplophysa rosa
Lineage: Eukaryota; Metazoa; Chordata; Actinopteri; Cypriniformes; Nemacheilidae
Product: glutamine synthetase-like
Exons: 8
Coding region: 2209-3330 (373 amino acids)
Cellular component (GO): cytoplasm
Molecular function (GO): glutamine synthetase activity
Source: RefSeq, a predicted model, not a curated record